Messenger RNA from Aspergillus nidulans FGSC A4, 561 nucleotides. Its product is annotated as copper metallochaperone ATX1. Gene Ontology annotation, molecular function: metal ion binding; copper chaperone activity. Bases 144 to 389 code for a protein of 81 amino acids. The transcript is spliced from 2 exons. The record is from RefSeq and is a predicted model, not a curated record. Lineage: Eukaryota; Fungi; Ascomycota; Eurotiomycetes; Eurotiales; Aspergillaceae.
AGCAGGUCUCGGUUUCACCUACAUAUCUUAAUAUAAAUCCAUCCUUCCGUCCCGCGACUCCACUUGGCCAAACUGCGUCGUUGUCCAAAACAUCAACAAACUCACCACAUCUUCUGACACUUCAACCCCUACGCUCUGGACCAAUGUCUGACCAGGAGCACCAUUACAAAUUUAACGUGAGCAUGAGCUGCGGCGGCUGCUCCGGUGCCGUCGAGCGCGUCCUCAAGAAGCUAGAUGGCGUUAAGUCAUUUGACGUGAACCUCGAUUCUCAGACAGCAAGCGUUGUCACCGAUGCCUCUGUGCCGUACGAGACGGUUCUCGCGACAAUCAAGAAGACUGGGAAGACCGUGAAUGCCGGAGAAGCUGACGGCGAGGCCAAGGAUGUUUGAAUAAUAUGAUUGCCUAGAUAUAACAGUGGGAUCCGACAGCUAUGAUAGAUUGGGUGAAACUGUUUAAUUAGCGAUCGAUAUGGUCAUAUUCGUGAAGCUAUGACAGGAGGCAUACACACGCCACACACAAUCAUAGGGUAUAUUGCACUUGAUAAAAGGAUGUUUUCUUGUA